AUGGCCCAAGCCGCUGAAGCCACGGAAAGUCAUGGAGGCGACAGACUAGGCAAUGGCAAGAAACACAUCUUGCUCAAUGCCUUUGACAUGUCGACGGUCGGACACUUGUCGCCUGGUCAAUGGAAGAAUCCAGCGGACAAGUCUGCGACCAAGCGGGACUUGCAGUAUUGGAUCGACCUUGCCAAGCUUCUUGAGCGCGGAGGCAUCAAUGCCCUCUUCUUGGCCGAUACAUACGGAGGCUACGACACAUACGAGGGAAGCCUGGACAACUGCAUUCGCCGGGCUGCACAGUGGCCGGUGACUGACCCUACCAUUCCCAUCUCAGCCAUGGCUGCCGUGACGAAGAAUCUAGCGUUUGGCAUCACCGCAUCAACGUCCUUUGAGCCUCCGUUUCUCCUCGCCAAGCGCUUCUCCACGCUCGACCACUUCACCAGAGGUCGUAUCGGCUGGAACAUUGUCACGUCGUGGAAAAAGGCGGCGUUCAAGGCCAUCGGGCUCGAGAACCCCAUCGACCACGACGAGCGCUACCUUCAGGCCGACGAGUACCUGCGGGUUUUGUACAAACUAUGGGAGGGAUCAUGGGCCGACGACGCCAUCGCGCCGGACCCCGACAACGACAGCUACGCCGACCCGGACAAGAUCCGGACCAUCCACCACAAGGGCAAGUAUUUCGAGCUCAGCACCCGGCACAUCGUCGACCCCUCCCCGCAGCGCACCCCGUUCCUCUUCCAGGCGGGGACGUCGAGCGCCGGCACGACCUUUGCCGCGACGCACGCCGAGGCCGUCUUCGUGUCGUCGCACUCGCCCGUCGUGCUGCGGCCCAAAGUCGACGCUCUCCGGGCCGCGGCCGCCGCGCUCGGCCGCGACCCGCGCUCCGUCAAGGUGUUCGCCACCUUUACGCCCAUCAUCGGCCGGACCGACGCGGAAGCGCAGGCCAAGUACGACGAGGCCAAGAAGCACGCCUCGACAAUCGGCGGGCUCGUCCUGUUCAGCGGCUGGACGGGCAUCGACAUCUCCACGCUCCCGCUCGACCAGGAGAUCACGGCGGCCGACUCGCGGGAGGCGCACAAGGUGCGCAGCAUCCUGGACGCGUUCACGACGACGAGCAGCGAGAUCCCGAGGUGGACGCCGCGCGUGGUCGCGGAGCGCGCGUCGAUUGGCGGCCUCGGGCCCGUGGCGGUCGGCACUGCGGCGGCGGUGGCGGACGAGCUCGAGGCGUGGAUCCGCGAGGCAGACCUGGACGGGUUUAAUAUCGGACAUGUUACUACGCCGGGCACGUUUGAGGAGGUCGUGGACCUGCUCGUGCCGGAACUGAGGAGGCGUGGCCUCUAUCCGGAGCCGCAGGAGGAGGUGCUGACGGCGCGGGAGAAGAUUUACGGCGCGGGCCAGAAGGGCUUGAGGGAUGAUCACAUUGGAAGCAGGUACAAGUAUGAGGUGUACAAGGAGGAUCCUCCGUAUGAGAAAGCAGACACAGACAACUGA
Messenger RNA from Cordyceps militaris CM01, 1482 nucleotides. RefSeq names its product xenobiotic compound monooxygenase, DszA family. The record is from RefSeq and is a predicted model, not a curated record. Gene Ontology annotation, molecular function: oxidoreductase activity, acting on paired donors, with incorporation or reduction of molecular oxygen; monooxygenase activity. The transcript has 4 exons. Lineage: Eukaryota; Fungi; Ascomycota; Sordariomycetes; Hypocreales; Cordycipitaceae. Bases 1 to 1482 code for a protein of 493 amino acids.